CAUCAUCAUCAUCAUCAUCAUCGUCGUCGUCAACAGCAGCAAUAACAUAUACUUCAUAACUCCUCCCAUGCCAUCAGAUUGUUCCUGAUGUCAAAUGAUUACCAACGGACGGCAAUCAAUCCAAGAAAAACGGGGCAGCUACCACCAUUGCUACUACUUGCUGUCAGAAGACUUUUAAAUAAACAAGUGUUGAGGUUACAUGGAAAAUGGAGAAAACUGAGUAUCGUGCUGUCAUAAAGUACCUUCAUUUGAAAGGCAUGGCUCCAUCAGAAAUCCAUGAAGAUAUGUUGAGAUCCUUAACAGACAAUGCUCCUUCAUAUGCAACAGUCAAACGCUGGGUAAAUGAAUUCCAGCAUGGCAGGGAGAGUGUGGAAGAUGAUCCCAGACCAGGGAGACCUCCAACUGCAACCAUCGGGGACAACGUUGACCUUGCUCUUGGUAUGAUAAUGCAAGAUCGUCGAAUAUCAUGUCAUCAGAUAGCCGAGAGACUGGGCAUCUCAGCUGAAAGAGCAGACAACAGUGUAACAAAAGAACUUGGGUUCUCAAAGGUUUCUGCAAGGUGGGUCCCUCGCCUUUUGACUCCUGAACAUAAAUGCAUUUUGUUCACGAGCAAUCUAGAACUGUUUGAAACCAAUGAAGAGAAUUUUAUUGCUUGUUUUAUUACUAUAGACGAAAGUUGGGUUCAUCACUACCAGCCUGAAACCAAAGAACAAUCAAAGCAGUGGAAGCACACAUCUUCUCCUACCCCAAAGAAGGCCAGGGUCAUUCCUUCAGCUGGCAAGGACAUGGCGUCAGGUUUUUUCUGAUUCUCAAGGUGUCUUGCUGAUCGAUUAUCUUGGAAAGGGUUACACCAUGACAGGACUGUAUUAUUCUCAGUUACUGAAACGCCUCCGGGAAGCUAUCAAAGAAAAAAGGCCGGAGGAGUUCUUUUUCAUCACGACAAUGCUCCAGCCCACACCUCGUGAUUGUGGAUAUGAACUUGUUCUCCAUCCACAUUAUUCACCAGACUUAGCCCCCACUGACUUUCAUCUAUUCCCCAAAAUUAAAAAAGCCCUGGCUGGUCGCCAUUUUACCAAUGAUACAGAUGCUGUAGGAAGUUUCUUGGAGUCUCAAACAAAAGAGUUCCUCUACGCCAGGAUAAUGGCACUUCAGUACCGCUGGAGAAAGUGUUCAGCCAUCGAGGGGGACUAUGUUGAAAAAUAAAUCAUCAGAAGUCUU
Molecule: messenger RNA, 1218 nt
Organism: Octopus sinensis (East Asian common octopus)
Lineage: Eukaryota; Metazoa; Mollusca; Cephalopoda; Octopoda; Octopodidae
Product: protein GVQW3-like
Exons: 2
Coding region: 207-806 (199 amino acids)
Molecular function (GO): nucleic acid binding
Source: RefSeq, a predicted model, not a curated record